Messenger RNA from Odontomachus brunneus, 1524 nucleotides. RefSeq lists its product as uncharacterized. The record is from RefSeq and is a predicted model, not a curated record. The transcript has 5 exons. NCBI's taxonomy places the organism in Eukaryota, Metazoa, Arthropoda, Insecta, Hymenoptera, Formicidae. The coding region runs from base 503 to 1489 and encodes 328 amino acids.
CGCAGGUGCAAAUGUUCAAAUGACGCUACGCAAACGCAACAGCAGCCACAUCAGUCUACGAGAGAGUAUACGAAAUGGCAUACGCAACAAGUAUCGGCUUCUUCACAUAAAGAUGAUACGUUGACGAGUGAAAGAACAGAGCAGGUUGCGAGUAAAUCUGAUAUAAUAAUAAAGUCCUUUAAUAAUUCAGGUAGAGGUGUCUUAUAGCGCAAGCAAAAAGGCAAUUUCAGGAUCUAAUUUGCUGCAAAAAUUACUUAUUUUGUCAACUUCUCAGUUUACUUCUCAAUUACUUCGCUCGCAUUUUGGAAAGGCCUAAUCUUGAAUUUCGCGGUAUUAAUGUUAUCGUUAUCGUUAUGCUGUUAAAUGACGAUUUUCAUUGAAGAUUCCGUGAAUACAACCGAUAAGGAAGUAACGACACUUAUGACAGAAUCCAUCACUCCUAGCACUCUAUACAUGACAUCUACCAAGAGAUAUCCAUCAAAUCUUCAUGUAGACCCAGUGUAUGUUCAUUUUUACAAUUUAUGUAACGGAAUUUGCAAAACAACCAGAAAUAUUUACAAAAAAAAACAUACAAAAAAUAAAAAACUGGAAAUUGCAAAUUUAUCUAUGUUCAAUUAAUAAUAGCUACAAAGGAAAGGUCGAAAUAAUAGAUGCAAGAGAAGAUACGAAACAAACAGACGAUGAAGCGUCAGCGCGAGACGGUGACCGGAUUCUCGCGAGAGAAACAAUCGCGACGAUUGCAACAGCUGAGAAAUCCAAAAGAGAUUUAAUGAGCGUCAAGCCCGUGGCGGAACAACUGAGAGUGAACACUUUAGUGACUUUGCAGGAAGAAGAAACUCGAGAAGAAAAUAUUGCGGGACACGAAUCAUUGAUAGAUAAAGAGAAGAUCGAAAAGGGAGAAACAUCAAUCAAAGAAGAGGAAUAUAACGACAGCCUAGUUGAAAGGAGUAAAGGAGGAGGAGGAGAAGAAGGAAUCAGAAUGUGGCAGCAGUUUAUGUGCAUAACGGAACAGGGAAACAUGGCGAAGAUAAAACAGUCGCCGAGGCCUUCCGUUUCCACACAAAUGAGCACUACGCAGAUCAUAUCGCCGACUCGUAGGGUCAGUAGGACGUCUAAAACGUUUCCGCAUUUGAAGUUGAACAAAGUGGACCCUAUUGGCAAUAUAAAUAUAUUUGACGAAAACCGCAUCAGUGGAAGACCAAGGCACGAGACGUCGGAAACAGCACAUGUUAAUCGAGUAAAAAGAGACGGAUUCGCUGAACUAUCGAGUCUUGUGGAACGUCAAGAUGCUUGCUCUUUUUGCGAGCAACAGAAAAGUUUUACUCCCAUCUCGAGUAACAGAUAUUACAGCGUUUAUAUGGACAAAAAGAGGUAUUUGUGCGAGUUGUGCGCACCAUUAUAUUGUAAAAAGGUAAUGACGAAAAUACAGUUUACGCGAAUAUGCUUAUAUGUCGAAAAAAAUAGAAAUUAUUCUGGGAUUAAAAAAUAAAUUUUGUGCAAAUUGCACAGGAUUCAUCAGCAAAA